AAUGAGGCUCUUGACUUAUCUUUGCCAAAGACGAAAUCAGCAGACGAAAAGCCGUCGUUGGAGCUGUCUACCGGACCAUCGCUGUCAGAUGAUGUUCAGACUGCAGAUACGUUGCCAGCGUUAUCAUCAGCCCAUGAGUUAGCAGAACGAGAGCGUCGCGGACGUAAACUGGUCGAAAACGAUGCUGAAAGUUAUUUUAUGAAGAACAAAGAUUUUGAGCCCCCUUCGAAGAAGUACAAACUAUCGCUGACCACGCAUAAGGGCGAUAGUCCUCCAACUGCAUUCGUUUCGAGGAACGCCGAUGCGGGCGAUGCUUGUCUCAGUAAUGACAUAGACUUGUCGCCUCCGACCCCGUUCCUUGUUGCUCACCCCCAAGACGCCGGCGAAAUAAAGCGAACAUGCAAUGGUGUAUCGGUCAGUCUGCAUGACGAUAAGCUGUGGAGAGCUUUUGCCAACUUUGGAACAGAAAUGAUUAUCAAUCGUUCCGGAAGGCGGAUGUUUCCACAUAUCGUUCUAUCUACGGAAGGCCUACAUCCACAAAUGAUGUAUUCGGUCACACUUGAAAUAGUUCCCGCGGAUCAGCACCGGUAUAAGUUCAUCAAUAAUCAGUGGUUACCUAUAGGAAUGGCGGAUCCGGGUGCAGGAGUGCAGCCAGUAACUCAUCCAGAUUCACCGAACGUUGGUUCAUUCUGGAUACGGAACAGAGCCUCGUUUUCCAAAGUUCGUCUCACAAACAACAAAGAGUCAAGUGUUAAAGAGUGUUCUGAUAGCAAUAUUCUUCUACUGUCCAUGCACAAGUACAAGGUAGUUAUCAAAAUCAGAGAAGAAAGCUCCCCUGCAAGAACAGAACUAACGUUUGAUUUUGAUGAGUCGGCGUUCAUUGCAGUCACUGCAUACCAGAACAGCAAAAUCACACAGCUCAAAAUACAAAACAAUCCAUUUGCCAAAGCUUUCAGAGACUGCCACAAUCCCUCGUUUACCCCAAAGACCGCCGUAUCUCCUAGACGACGAGAAGCAAAAGCAAAAAAUGGUUAUAUGAACGAGUCGACUGUACCGAUUAUACCUGUCUCUAUCAAGGAUUGCCCAUCUUAUAUGCAUUACCAAUCAAUGCCAUUCCGUCAAGACGGAUUAAGUAUUGCAGCCCUCGACCACUUGUACAGGAAAAAUAUUGAGAUGAAUUCAACAAAUCCGUCACAUUACUUUCCCUGGACCGCUGUUGGCCAACAUUGGCCCUUCCAAUUCUGGGGAAGAAAUCCGGGAUUGCUCGAUACUCUCUAUUCCAAAAUGAAUUCAUCGAAAACAAACAACAUGGCCUGUCUUCAACUUCCGGUUAACGAAAAUAGGAGGAUCCGAUCGUUUUCUGUAAACUCACAGACAAGCUCAAGCUCGCCAGAGAGUUGCCAGGAUAAUGAGGAUUCAGGAGACGACAGGAAAGUAUAGGUGGUAAUUGUUGAAAUAUUACAAUUGUUAUCACACUGUGAAGUACUGAAAACUAUCAUAUCAUCAUCAUUAUCAUCAUCAUCAUUUUCAUCAUCAUCAUUAUCAUAUUGCAUAUUGUGGUUAUAUGCCUUUUUUGUCCAAGUGCUGUGAAAUAAUAGUUUAUUCUGUAGUCAGGCGGUAUGAUUGGGAUAUAAGAAUGAAUGAAUAUGGACGAUCGUGUUUAUUGAUCUUCAGAAUAUGACAAGAAAAGGUAGACUAUGACAAAAUUUAUUAGAAUAUCGCUAGAAAUGGUACCUUUGUACAGCAUUUGUAAGCCUUUGACACCGAAUAGAAUGAGAAUUCAAUAUUUUAUAUAUUUAGACGGUGUAUGCCUUAUAUCUAAGUAAAUUAUUUAUUUUGUUCUUUGUAUCAAUUUUUUUAUUUUAAGUUAGCGAGUUUAUGAAUCAUAACAGAAAUUUGACGCGGUGAAAUCACUUCUUCGUACAUGUACCAUGUAAAAAACAAGAUAACAAUUUUAAGACGAAUGGUGACUGUUGUAUAAUAUACAUGUAACACGGGAGUAGGUGGAAAUAAACUGCAUUUGUCGAGUUAACACAUACCUCUUGCAUUUGUUUGUAAUCAAAAUUUCGAAUUCCUAGUGACUUAACAUUUUGCAUCCAAGUACGAAAACCACAUGGGAAACUCUGGUUUGGACCAAUGAUAAGUGUAAUUAAGGGUACUUGAAAUUAUUUCCUGAGACUAUAAAUUGUUUCAUUUUGUAUUGAUUUAGGCGCCAAUGCUUCAAAUUCUUAUAUCAACAAGGCCAGCAUUAGUUAGUCUUUGAAAGAAUUAACUCGAAUUUAUCUUAAACUUUUAGUAAGAUAGGACGGUAUAUAUUUUCAUGGAAUACAUAAACUCACUGUUUAUUUCUACCGACUCCCGUAUUACAAGUUAUGUAAAUAGAACAUAACUGUCGUCGUCGUUUCAAAUUCCAAAUAUCAAUUUAACUGGCAGCCAUGCAUUAAUGUCUUUCGAAAACUUAAUUCAAUAUUCCUUACUUGUUAGCUAGCUAUACUUGAGUAACAAGUACUACAAGAACAAAACCUCCAAAACGUUUAGUUUCGAUUACAUAUAAAACCUGCACAUUUACAACACGGAUUACACUGUCAAAGAAAUAUCAAACAAUUUUUAUAAUUUUAAAACACAAUGUCUGUAUUAUUGAUAAAUCUAUCCGGAGCGAUGACCCAUUUAUUAUGACCAAUAAAGCAUCGGCAGGGCGUGAAGCAGCAAAAUAAAUCUUUGUCAAUCAAAAACUUUUUAGAUGUAUGUUAGAUGUAAAACAGGACGAAGUUUAUCUAAUAUAUUUAGGCUAUUGAUUGUGUGGUGCGUAUCGUUUUAUUUUCAUUUUGUUGAAAAUGUUUGUUAAAAUGUUUUGUAUAAACAUUGAAUUGUGUUCUUUUAAGAUAUACAAAAACAAUUAAGAAUAAUUGAUAUACAUCUUCAUUUAAUAUUAUUUGAAAUGUUAAUCAUUUGCACUCAGGUUUGAUUAUUGUUUGUUCGAAUCACCAGUGAAAAGAAGCGGAGUAAAGGGAACGUUAUACAGAAAAAAUAGUUAUCCUUCGUUAUUUGUCUGAAAUGUUGAAUCAAACUUGGUAAAAUAUCAGGAUGGAUAGCUUUUAUAAAUUUCUGCAAUUAUCAAGGACAUGCCUCAUAGUAACAAAUUAAAGAGUUAUUUUAUUCACGCUAAAAUACGAGGAUUGUCAUUAAAUAUGAGGAGAUAUUCGGAUACUUACAUUUAUAUCAGCUAUUUUGUCAGAAUACAUGUAUGUCCCACGAACAAAAGAAGCCUAUACAAUUCAUACCCAUCAUUCAUAUACUAUGCUUCUAGUUUAGACUUUUUUAUCUCUAUUUUUACUUUUGUUUCCGUUAAUGAUAUGGCAAAGGACAUGUCUACAUUUAUCAUUAUCAUUAUUUUUUAUUCAACAUAUCAUUUUAUGUCAUUACAUAUAUAUAUUAUUUUCACAACAUAACUUAUUGUUUGGAGUGCUAUGUUAUACCAGCUGCAUUGAAGCAUGUAAAAGUAUAACUUGAAUUUGUGUGUUUUUAUUAUUCAGCAUGACUAUAUAAUUUAUUCAUUAUGUUUGUGAUUCUAAAUGAUAUGUAAAUAACCGUUUUGCCAUUACAUUUACAAUGUCAUGCAAAAGAAAUAAGUGGAAAUGCUUCAUAUUAUUUUAUACAUAUUUGUAAUU
Messenger RNA from Ruditapes philippinarum (Manila clam), 3668 nucleotides. RefSeq names its product T-box transcription factor TBX1-like. The transcript is spliced from 7 exons. Gene Ontology annotation, cellular component: nucleus. Gene Ontology annotation, biological process: regulation of transcription by RNA polymerase II; cell fate specification; positive regulation of DNA-templated transcription. The record is from RefSeq and is a predicted model, not a curated record. Gene Ontology annotation, molecular function: RNA polymerase II cis-regulatory region sequence-specific DNA binding; DNA-binding transcription factor activity, RNA polymerase II-specific. Lineage: Eukaryota; Metazoa; Mollusca; Bivalvia; Venerida; Veneridae. The annotation marks the transcript as partial.